CUUCUUAAGAUUUCAUUCUCUAAUCUUUUCUUCACUUCCAAUGUGCCAACCGAUCAACAACAAGCUCAGCCUCUCGGUGGAACCCCCCGAAAAACUCUCAGGGUGUCUUCUACUUUUAAUAUUAGCAUUGUAAUGAUAAUAUUCUACUUUAAUUUCUCACUUCAAGAUCCAAUAAAGCUCUGACUGUGCGGGCGCGACGGGGCAUGCCAUUGUCAAACACAUUUCCACACGAAAACUAUCUUCAUCACGCAAGGUAUCUCAGAGAGAUUUUAGAUCGCAAAAAUGAGUUCGGCUGGGUCGUCGACAAAGCACCCUUUCACGCGACAGGUUGAGGAACUUAAAAUGCCCAAAAGUGAUAUCAACGCUUUAAUACUCGACUAUUUGACGGUUGCUGGCUAUCCUAAUGCUGCAGCAAAAUUUUCAACCGAGGCGAACCUGCCGCCUCAACAACCCUCCUCCAGUAUCUAUGCAAGACAGCAGAUUCAAACAUUUAUCCAUAGAGGGGAGAUUGAGAAUGCUUUGCGCGCUUUAAACGACCUUGAUCCUUCGAUACUAGACGAAGAUGAGCCACUCCACUUCGCACUUCUUCGGCUCCAACUAGUGGAAUUAAUCCGGAAUUCUCGGCCAGGCGGGGACAUCGGCCCGGCCCUGGAAUUUGCGCAAACUCGAUUAGGACCUAAGGCUCCGCGCACGCCGCAGUUCCUGGAGGAUCUUGAAAAGACGAUGUCUCUUCUCGUGUUCGACCACGAUAAUCUAGAUCCCACCCUGUCGGCGCUGCUUCGGCCAAGUCUUCGACGGGAGGUUGCUGACAAAGUCAACAAGGCAAUCUUGGAACGUCAGAAGCAACGAAGGGAGACUGCCAUUCGUCAAUUAGUACAGAUGAGAGCCUGGAGCGAAGAAGUCGUUCGUCAGGAAGGCAAGAAAGACCUUCCUUAUCAAAUCGAGUUAGGCUUAGACGGCGAUGACUCUCAUCGGUUUGGAGGCCACGAAUCAAUGGUCAUCUCACAGUAAGUCGCUGACGUGCUCGAUAAAUUCUGACCCUAUGGUUCCGAUUGAGACACUACGGAAUGAGGUGUACGAAGUGAAUGCGUAUUAUUUUGGGUGUUCUUGAGUUUUGUUCGGCGUUAUGGAAUUAAGGAGAGGAUCCGGAGUUAGACGUUUAUCGGUUUUGAGCACAUUAUUACUUGUCAGGCGUAUAAGGUAUGAAGUUGAAAGUACUCAACGGAGGUCUCAACCUAGACACAUAAAGGGAUGUUAUUAUCGCUCAAGGCAUGGUUCACAAUGGAGUUCAGGGAUCAAACAUGAUGAGAAUUAGGGUCAUGGCCUGGCAUUAUGGCCAGAAGUACUCGAGAUACCACUUUCUAGCAAUAUAUGUACA
Messenger RNA from Daldinia caldariorum, 1378 nucleotides. RefSeq names its product CTLH/CRA C-terminal to lish motif domain-containing protein. Gene Ontology annotation, cellular component: cytoplasm; nucleus. Bases 283 to 1011 code for a protein of 242 amino acids. Gene Ontology annotation, molecular function: protein binding. NCBI's taxonomy places the organism in Eukaryota, Fungi, Ascomycota, Sordariomycetes, Xylariales, Hypoxylaceae. Gene Ontology annotation, biological process: proteasome-mediated ubiquitin-dependent protein catabolic process. The record is from RefSeq and is a predicted model, not a curated record. The transcript is spliced from 4 exons.